Messenger RNA from Synchiropus splendidus (mandarinfish), 7478 nucleotides. It is a transcript of the gene trim71, whose product is annotated as tripartite motif containing 71, E3 ubiquitin protein ligase. The coding region runs from base 773 to 3256 and encodes 827 amino acids. Gene Ontology annotation, biological process: protein polyubiquitination; proteasome-mediated ubiquitin-dependent protein catabolic process. Gene Ontology annotation, molecular function: protein binding; ubiquitin protein ligase activity; zinc ion binding. Lineage: Eukaryota; Metazoa; Chordata; Actinopteri; Syngnathiformes; Callionymidae. The record is from RefSeq and is a predicted model, not a curated record. The transcript is spliced from 7 exons.
CGUAGCACGGGCGCGCGGCGCUUCUCUGUGCCUCUUUCUCUGUAAACAUCACUGCAGGUACUAGCCAAGGGCGUCAUCAGAGCAACCGUCUACCACGAUUUCCAGUUGUUUUGGGACACCGUAACUGAGAGGUGCCGGAUGAUCGCGCCUGCACAUUCCUCCAUGCAGAGGCAGCGAGGACGAGCCACCGACUGAAGCGGGGACGGAAUCCUGGAAGCAGCCUCCCACAGUGCUCAACUAGGGACUCGGAUCCAUUCUGGUCUCGUGUUGUAUUACGAACUGCUUUUACGCCAGAAUGCCUCCAUUUUUUUGAAUGUCGUUGACAACAAAUGAAUAGUUUUCGGCGGUUUGUUCCGGCAGCCGAGCGAAUGCAGGCUGCGCCCCCCGCCGCCCGAACAACCUCGAUGGUGGACUAGAGUCAACACACGCAACACGACAGGUUAACAUCCAGACCCAUUGGUCUUCAAGCUACGACUCAAAACAAGUGGUCCAAGUGUCGUGGAAAGACGGUAACAGAAGGAUGUCGACGCUGCCCUCAUACGCCUUACACUAUUGAGCCCGGGGACCGAGCAAACUUUGAACAGCCUACCUCAUUCCAGGAGCGAGUUUUUCGAAGCUCUCUACCUCAUCAUUUCCUCGAGUCUUUACUCCGCUGACUGAAAUACCUCAUGAAGUUAUCGUUAAGAACUCAAAGUCUCAACGCUGCUGGCCAGAGAGCCCACAAAUGAAUACCUCAAGUUUCGUCUGAGCCUUUAUUAUCGUAACGCUGCUGAUGGCUUCAUUUCCAGACUCAGACCUGCAGACCUGCCCUCUCUGCAAGGAGCUGUGCGGAUCCUCUGCUCCGAUAUCCUCCAGCUCUUCCACCUCCUCUUCGUCGUCACACACCUCGUCCUCCUCCAGCCAGACCACCAGGAGGCUCCACGUCCUGCCCUGCCUUCAUGCCUUCUGUAGGCAGUGUUUGGAGGGUCAGAGAAGUCCUGGUGAUCCUCUGAAGCUACGCUGUCCCACCUGUGACCAGAAAGUGUCCAUCUCGGAAUCGGGUGUCGACUCGCUGCCCUCAUCCAACUUCCUCUUCAGCAACAUGUUGGAUGUGGUGGUGAGCUCAGAGGAGCCGAUCCAGAACAAGAAUGGCCACCACCACAGAGGCCUAGGCUCUUCCAGCUUCCUCAACCCCCACACUGGUCUUCUGCAGCCCCACAACAUGGGGGAACCCCAGUGUAGCUCUUGUGACGAGGAUAAUCACGCAUCAUCCCACUGCUUGGACUGCCAAGAGUAUCUGUGUGACAACUGCGUGCGAGCCCACCAGCGUGUUCGGCUCACCAAGGACCACUUCAUUGAGCGCCUGGGCGAGAAUCUCCUCCUUGGUCGGCUCAACACCAACAGCAACCCCAGCCAGCCGGGAGUGGCUGUCUCUCUUGCCCAGUCUCUGCAGAACAACUUUGCCCUGUUGUCCCUCUUCCAGGACCGCAUGAGCUUCUGCCAGCAGCAUGAAAAUGAGGUUUUCCUGUUCUUCUGUGAGACCUGCUCAGUGCCCAUCUGCAGGGAGUGUAGCAUGGGCCGCCACAUGAACCAUACCUUCGUGUACUUGCAAGACGCAGUCCAGGACUGCAGGUCCAUCACCAUCCAGCUGCUGGCUGAUGCUCAGCAGGGACGUCAGGCUGUCCAGCUGAGCAUGGAGCGUGUCCAGGCCAUGGCGGAGCAGGUGGAGAUCAAGGCAAAGGUGGUCCAGAGUGAGGUGAAAGCUCUCGUCCUCAGACACAAGAAAGCACUGGAGGAGCGGGAGUGUGAACUACUGUGGAAGUUGGAGAAGAUCCGUCAGGUGAAGGCCAAGUCGUUGUACCUGCAGGUGGAGAAGCUGCACCAGAGUCUGACCAAGCUGGACAGCACCAUCGCCGCGGUCAGUCAGGUGCUGGACGAAGGCCGACACAUUGACGUGCUGCUGGCAAGGGAGCGAAUGCUGACCCAGAUCCAUGAACUGAAAACUCUCAGGGGGCUGCUGCAGCCACAGGAGGAUGACCGCUUCAUGUUCACGCCUCCAGACCAGGCUCUUUACAUCGCCAUCCAGUCUAUGGGCCUGAUCAGCAGUGGAGCCUUUGCCCCAGUCACCAAAGCCCAUGGUGAGGGCCUGAAAAGUGCCCUGUGCGGUAAACCCUCCUCCAUUACCGUGAUUGGAUACGACCACGAUGGUGAACCUCGACUGUCUGGCGGAGACGCCCUUUCCUCCAUUGUCAUGUCCGUGGCCGAUGGCAACCUGUGUGCGGUGGAGGUGACGGACCACCAGAACGGCUCCUACACAGUCAGCUACCUGCCCAAGUGCGAGGGUGAGCACCUGGUGUCCAUUCUUGUGUGUAACCAGCACAUCCAGGGCAGCCCAUUCAAGGUGAUGGCCAAGUCAGGGCGGAGCUACGGCGCCCUGGGCACCCAAGUGUCAUCGUUUGGAGGCGAGGGCGAGGGAGACGGGCAGCUGUGUCGUCCAUGGGGAAUCAGUGUGGACAAAGAGGGAUAUGUGGUGGUGGCAGAUCGCAGCAACAACCGAAUACAGAUAUUCAAGCCCUGCGGUGCCUUCCACCACAAAUUUGGCUCUCUGGGUUCUCGGCCCGGUCAGUUCGAUCGACCUGCUGGUGUUGCGUGCGACAGUCAGAGACGAAUCAUUGUGGCAGAUAAAGACAAUCACCGUGUUCAGGUGUUUACUUUUGAGGGCCAGUUCUUGCUGAAGUUUGGGGAGAAGGGUACCAAGAACGGGCAGUUCAACUACCCAUGGGACGUGGCUGUCAACUCCGAGGGUAAGAUCUUGGUCUCGGACACCCGGAACCACCGUGUGCAACUCUUCGCUCCCGACGGCUCCUUCCUCAACAAGUACGGCUUUGAGGGAGCUCUGUGGAAACACUUUGACUCUCCACGCGGAGUGGCCUUCAACCACGAGGACCAGCUGGUUGUCACCGACUUCAACAACCACCGUCUGCUGGUCAUUCGUCCUGAUUGCCAGUCGGCCCGCUUCUUGGGUUCAGAGGGCAUGGGCAACGGGCAGUUUCUGCGGCCUCAGGGUGUUGCUGUGGACCAGGAGAACCGCAUCAUCGUGGCCGACUCCCGCAACCAUCGGAUUCAAGUGUUUGAGCCCAACGGGAACUUCUUAUGCAAAUUUGGAACCCAGGGGAGCGGCUAUGGACAGAUGGAUCGGCCCUCUGGGGUGGCCGUGACGCCGGAUGGUGUCAUCGUGGUUGUUGACUUUGGAAACAAUCGUAUCCUCAAGUUCUAAAGAAUCUUUUAACAUUCUCCCCCUUCUUCUCUCCUCAUGCAGUUCCUUAUGUUGGAUGAAGGAGUGGAGAGAAUGAAUCAAAUACAAAUGUCGGAGAGGUCACAGAGCACCAGGAGCACACUGACCAGGAGGGAAACUUUAGAUGGAUCCGCAUAUUUUUUACUUCUAUCUGUGGUAUUUCAGUGGGGACCUCUACAAUGAUAAUCAGUCUGAUAAGAGCCAUGGUCCCUCCUCCAGCUGCUCCUGGUUCUCUGCACCUCUCCUCACAAAUCCUUCUCAGGGAAUUUCUCAAACUCGAGCCCUCUGCUCAGUACCUACCUCAUUUAGCUCUUUAUGAAUGUACUCAUAGUCGUCGAGCAGAGGAUCAGUCCGUGAAGUUUUACAAAGAAGAAAAAGUCUACCUCUACGCUUUGUUAUUUAAGAGAGACGAAAAAACCUCAUUCACCCGUCAGUUGAUGUUUGCACAGGAUUAAUAGAAUUCUUGCUGUGCAGUUUUGAAAAAAGAGCAGAAUGUUGCUGAGACAAUAUUCAGACCGCUGCAGACGCCUCCCUCCUCACAAGAAGGUUCUGCGCGGACAGCAAGCAGGCUAGUUGGGAUCCGACCCUUGUGGCUCAGUGUGGCCACAAAGAGCCUGCGGAAUGCCAAACUUGAUAGAAUCAAAAAGCUCAGGUCAUGUUAGAACUGAUGAAAGUGAUCAGUCCUUUGUCUUUCUUUUUUAAGACCUUUUUAUCCCUUUUAGCUCCAGUUCUCGCCCCGAUUGAUCCCCAACAUGUGACACUCCUCACCCCUCCUUCGAGAAAAAAAAGAUAAGAAGUCAGUCUUUUCAGACUGGAUCAAACUAUGUUAGGCCUCUCCAGUCUGCUGCAGAUGCAAAGAUCUUGUAUGCAAGGAUGCCUGGCUCUCCUCUAAAGCUCAGGAUUCAGCAUUCUGGAGAUGAUAAAGUGAUUAAUAAUAGAGUGACACCUUUUCUUGCCGAGGCAUGCUGUGUGACAAAAGCCUCACAAGUAGACCCCUCAUUUGGCCGUCCAGAGGACAUGAAUGACAUCAAAUGAAACACAAGGCUUGUCCAAAUAAUCCUUUGGAUGUGGCCUGUGGUUGGAAGCCACCCCACUUUAGCCUGUGGUCCAAUCUCAGGAGAGCGCUAUCAUGAUGCUCUGCUGAGCGCACUUGGGGGGCGGGACAUCCCAGGACCCAGCACUGAUAGGCCGAUCCUCUAAAGAUGGAGGUCUACAGACCAGAGAGAACCAAAGUUAGAAUUUCUGCACAAUAGUCAAAUAUACACUUUGGCAGGACAAAAAUCCCUUUAAAGCAUGAGUGAAAUCCGGGAAGCUCACGAUACUCGCAGAGUGCAGAGCACCGCCCACAUGUGGGUCUGCUGAGUCCCAAAGCUGUGCUGCAGUAGGUGGAGGGAAGCCGCACCAAAGAGAGAGCUACCCUGCGUUUUUAUUUGAUAUGUACGGUGACGCUGGAGUCCAGUCGGCCAAUAGAAAUCAUGCUUGUGUCUCCAUCCUACCACCAUGGUGACUCAUGUGGCUUUUGGGGUUCUGAAUCCCCUCCCAAGUCAUACUUGGAGGCUCUGGCCUCUGAAGGGAUGAGCCUGUGUGCACAUGAUCACUUCUCCUGCCGUCUCUCAGAGAAGCCACAAUACCUCAAACAAUGGAACUAAAUACCUCAUUCUCUUUGAGAUACCUCAUUUUCUCUUCUUACUUUAAGCUUUGGAGCUACCUCCACCACAUACCUCGUUCUUUGACCGCAAUCGUACUGCAGUUCCGUUCUCGUCCCAUCGCUCCUGGACCAAAGAUAACCUCUCAAGUCGUUGUGUAUCUUGCAUCUCUGAAAAGCUGUUGUUUUCAUUUUUUUUAAAUCUACUGUCGAAUGGCCUUCUUCUUCAUGAUCGAGAAACCAAAUAUGUCAGAGCCAAGCGUCGUGCCAAAAACGUUCUCUGAGAGUUCUGUGCCAAACACGGUUGGUGUUCGGACCGGGAGGUUCUCGACGACUUGUGUCACCGGACCAGAGGAAAAUCCUUGCUCCCUGGAUGCACUUAAGAGGGCUGGGCCCACCAAAUAUUUGAUCUUAUCAUGCUGAUUCCACUGUUGUCACUGUGCUCAAGGGCUGAGGAGAAGAGAACACACCUCUUUUGAAGAGCGGCAAUCGGUACCGCCUUGAUAAACGCACAACAAUUACCUCGAUCUUCAGCACAAUUUACUGUGUGGAUUUAAAACCUCGUGGACCCUUCAACUGUGGUCCGUAGUUUGAGUCUGUAGACCCUGUUGCUCCGAACGCGACAGCUCAUUUCACCACUUCCUCCGUUUGAUUUUCAGUAUUAGUAUGUGAAAGUUCAUUUUCACCCUCGAGAGCAUUAUUUUUAAGUCACGAUGGCAGAGUUGUGUGUGAAAACUUCAGCUCGUCUGCAGCAGUUUUGGAAGAAUGAUUGCAGAGUUCUAUCUUUGAGAUCCUUAGGUCUUUGCUCUGAAAGAGGCUUUGCUAAAACUUUAUUUCCUUUUGAUGCAUGCUUUAAAGAGAAUUCAGUCCCUCUAGUAUGCUGAUGUCUCUCAGAUGGUGUUGACAAGCUCUGAUGGAGUGGGUUACUGUUGGGAUGGUUCUACCAAAAUAUAUACCCAAAGAUGUUUGUGUGUUUUAGGAUUGGAUGAUUUUUGACCUUUGCGAUUGUAUUUCCUGUUCUCUCAAAACGCCUGCAGAGCACAAGCUUAUUGGCUCACUGCAGAGACCUCGACUGCUUCUCCACUGAUAUUUCACAUUGACUAAUGAACCGCAAACUAGUUUGAUGUUGAUGUAGGCGUUCAAGUUCUGAAGAACUUUUCCCCUCAGAUUUAAAGUAGGAACAAGUAUCCCCUGCAAAGCAGCCCUGUAGAAUAUAGCGACUGGUUCCCCUGGUGAUGGCUAGAUACUGGUGGUUAAUGUGAUCCGUUACACAACUCAGGGAGCCACAAUGUUCUGCAUGUGGCUAUGACUCCUCAGUUACUUGUGCUUUCAAGGGCCAGAUGAAAUUGUUUUUUUCAUCAUGAACCUCACAGUUUUUCACAAGAGUCUCAGGUUUGUGACUGACCUUUCUAUUGGUUGGUGGUCAAAUCAUCACAACACCUCCUAGUUCAGACCAAUAGGAAAGUUCUCCGAAGCCUCUUAACAAUCAGGACAGACCAUCUCAUUCCAAACUCAAAUUGCUGAGGACAUUCUGUAGCGCCGCUUUAAGAGAAAACUGCUGAUGUGAAAGCAGCAGCAACAGUCACCGACUUUUGAAGAAAAACAAAAAAAAGCUUGUUUUUGUUCCUGGCCUGUUACAGUGCUCAGAGACAGAGAGAGAGAGAGAGCAAGGAGGCACAGGGCAACAUUUUCAGGUCACAGACCUUCUUGAAAUGAUUGUAUACUCUAAAAGAAAGAACUAUUCAGAGAGAAAAAAAACAUCAUCUGGAAUAGAUCUUGACGAUCGUGUCUCAUUGUGUCCCGUAGUAAUGAUGUAGUGGUUUUCUUUCCCCUUCAAUUAUGACCUUACACUUCUAGUCUUUUGUGUCCAUUUACAUAUUAUGAAAUCAAUUAUCUCUCCGUGAAAAAAAAUAGGAUUUCGAAUAGUGAUUCAUCUUUGUUUUGUUUUACAUCAAACGUACAAAUGCUUCACUCCACUCGCUGCUCGUUGGCCCUUUUAGAAUGUAUUUUGUGAAGAAAAGGGUUGAAUGGGAUCUAGCUGGUGUCGCUCACUAGCGCCGCCUGCUGGUUGGAACAGGGAAGUGCCGAAACACGAAUGAGCGUUGAAUCAUUUUGUGACGAUCCUCACCAGCAGUACUCAGAGUAUUUGAUGGUUUCAUUUCUCCAAGUGGGGUGAAGUGUUGCUCCUAUCUUCGGGUGUUUCUGUUCCGGCCUGGUCCUCCAGGGGGCGGUGCGGUGCCGCGGGUUUUUGUGUUUGUCCCCUGCAUCCGUUGUCUCAGCAGAAAUCCACUGAAUGUAUCUUCCUCACAGUCCAAGAGGCAGCGGGAUGCGGCGGGGGCCAGCUGAGUUUAGAUGGCUGCUACUGGCGCUUCCUCAUCCAGGCCGCUUGCGUGUGUCAGUCCAGCACACCCUCCCUCCCCUGUAACACACGCAGUGUCCUGAUGGGGGCGCAGAUGUCAGGUCUUCAGUCUAAAUAAGGCACAGGAGACGAUAAUAUUUUUGGCCGCCUGCUGCUCUCUCUGUGCUCUGGGGACUUUAAACAUUUCCUAUGCAGUUGUU